AUGAUUAAGAACAAACUGCGCAAGAGAGAGCCAUCAUUGUCGCCGAUUUUGCUUAACUCGGCCACGCCGCUGGCUCAUUUGAAGAUGAUGCUCUUAAGUCCUGAGAGCCGCGAGGUAUUUUCGGUCAGGACCGAGAUGGACCUAGAAGUGCUUGCGAUGGACGAGCUGGCACUCCGGCGCGCGGCUACAAACGCGACCAGCUUAAUCAGCGACCUAGAGCAACUGCAUUUGUUGUCAUCGUCAUGGCGAUUUAGUCCGGCAUCUUGUAUCGGGACCACGCCAGCAGCGCAAUAUACUGGUGCCGGCUUAAAUGUCUCGAAUAGCCUGGCGGUGAAUUACAUUAACGGCAGCGGAAAUCUCAUCACAGGGGCGACAUCGUAUAUAAAUAAUGGUAAUACAGCUUUAACGGGCUGCAGUGCCAACGGACAGCUGCGGACAGUUUUCAGUCUGGGACCUGAUGACCGCGAUGCUGUUGACCUGCAUGCAAAUGCGCUGUCGCAAACCGUCCUCAACGCCGUCGUCGCGGCAUGGCCGGGUAGCAGCGCCCUGGCAAGACUUAAGCGGCGCGCAGCGCUGGCGCUGGCUGCAGCCGCGGACGGGCCAGAGGGGCCAUAUUCUAUGCUUGCUUCGGCGCUUGGCGACAUCCUGCACCGCCAUGAAGCCGACGCGGUGGCGGAGCUCCGGCAUCCAGUCACCAAAACCCUUCGCGUCAAGCAGCUUCUGCACGAAGGCAGCCCAACCGAUGCGCUGUCGCAGCAAAGCUUGCCGCUGACCCACGGGUCAUUGCUGCAGCCCGGCCUGACGGGACAGCCGCCGCCUGGAGAUGGAAACGGCGCCGCCGCAACCAUCACCACCGGGCCCGGCGUCGAUGGAGUCGCCGGCUUCCUACGCGUCGUCAAGGGAAAAUAUGACAUCGUUGUCGUACUGGACUUUUCGGGCCUGAUGCGGACGCAUGGACAUCACCAGCCUGGUGGGCUGCAGGUCACGACAUCGGGGACUGUGGGGACAACCUCCGCUGCACAACCCGCACCGGCAAUGCUUUUGCAGACAUCCCUUAGCACCGGCGGACUCGGCAGCAGGAGCUUCGACCUUGGCACCGCCACCGCAGCGGCUGCCCCCGGCCUGCCCAGCUCCGCUUCCCUGCCGGUGCCUAGCGCCCGACCACCGCCCAUGGAGCGCUCUGCUAGUGACUUGGCGGCGGCGGCCAUUGAGCUCGGGCUCUCGAUGACCAGCGGUGUUGGCGGCGGUGGCGGCCCGUCCACAGCUGCAGGCGCUGGACUGCUUACAGCAAGCGGCGUAAGCGUUUUGCCAUCGGCGGCACUGCCUCCAAGCGCAGAGGAGGGUUUAUCCGAGCUCGCGCUUCGGGCGUUCCCGGGACCGUCGGCAGCGGCACAGCUGCGGCGCGCGAUUGUGGUGCACCUUUCCGGCCUCCCGCGGCGCUGUCAACCGUGGUCGCAUUUGGCAGCCUUCGCUGAGAGCAUGCAGGCGCUCAAGCCCGCCAGCAAGUUGCCCAAGCUAAGGUCCUUUAUGAUGCAUCCCGAUUCCCGAGGGGUCUUUCUGGACAUUCACUUGCCCGGGCCGGGGGUGGGGUGUGCCCUCGCGGCCUUGGAUCUGGCAGCAUUGCGGCGUGCCGCCGCCGCCGGCCUGGCCGCCGCCAUCACAGCGGCGUGGCCUGGUCAGGCGCCCCUGGAGCGCAUCCGGCGGGCGGCCGCCUUCACCCUAGCGUUUGCCGUACGGGGUCCCGCAGGGCCCUAUACGAUGCUGGGCAGCGCUCUGGGAACAGCGAUCCGAAAGAGAGACAAGGAAGCUUUCGAUGCGCUCGCCGGCAUGGGAAAGCUGUCUGAGUUACUUGACGAUUCGGCGACGACGGGGUCCAACUACACCAUCGGCGGAGGCGGCGGAGGCGAUGGCGACGGCGGCGGCACCGCCGCCUCUCGAGAAUCUGCUGGCAGCGGCCGCGCCGUCAGUGACGGCAGCACCGGCGCAUCCGUCGCGGAGGCGGUCUCCGCCGGACCGGGCAGCGGCGGCGCAUCCGCCGCGGCGGCGGUUUCCGCUGGACCGAGCAGCGCCGGCGUGGCUGCGGCGGGUGUCGUACGAAGCUCCAGUGACGGUGAUGGAGCGGCGGCGGGGGCCCAGCGAAGCAGCGGCGAUGGCGGCGCUGUUGCUGGCGGCAACGGCGGCGCCGGCGCAGGCAGCGGCUACAUUGUCAGCUUUAAGAAGGACCAGGACGGCUACAUGCGGCUGCGGCUCGAGGCCCUGCUGCUGGACUGGCCUAAAGAGGAGCCCAGCGCUGUCGUUGCCGCCACGUCAUUGGCAACGGCUUCUGCCGCCGCGUCAACGGCGUCGUCUGAAGGACCUGCUACUGCUGCGGGACUUCAAAUUUCCGGCAGCGGCGGCCUUCAGGUCUCUCUCGAGGCGGCGGUUGCUACUGCUGACGACACCGCCUCCGUCGCUUCCGCCGACAUCUCCAGCUACGGCGGCAAUGGCGGCCUCGCAGGCAGCGAAGCGGCAACGAUUGCGGCCGCGAAGCGCUGUAUCGCGCGGCUGCUGGCGUGGGCGCCGCCGCCACACCAGCUGACGUUUGCGAAGCUGGGCGCGCAGGUGCCGAAGCUGCUUGGCGGUGCGCGUAUCGGACGGAAUCUGCGAUUGGUGUGCUUGGAGGAGCCUGAUGUGUUCUCUGUCCAAUCCCAGCCGCACCAGCACCAGCAGCAAGAGCUGGGCCAAUACAACCUAUCGCAGAUCGGCAUUGCCGUACAUGGUUACGACGGUCGUCCGGCGUUGGUUUCGUUGUAUGCGCCGCCGGCAUUGUCAAUUAGUGGCGGCAGCGCCGCCACUGCCGCCGCCGCCGCCAGUGGAGGCAGUGACAGCGGAGCUGGCGGCGGCGGUAGCGCCGCAAGCGGUGCCGCGGCCACGGAGGCAUGGCCAGCGGCGGUGUACGUCUUGGACUGUACGGCAAACUGCACCGGCGAUGGACCGGAGGCGAUUGGGGGAGUGCUAUUGACCAGUCUCCGGGGACUUCUGGAGGACCCCGGGGUAGCGAAGGUGGUGCAUGGUUGCGAACAGGUUCGUCCCCUGGAGCUUGCCUCGGGCGCCGCCAUCGCGCCCCUACUGGACACUGCCGUACUCCUCAACGCCAUCUUCACGCUGCUGCCCCCGCUGCCGCCGCCGCCGCCCGCCGCCGCCGUGGCCGUGGCAGCGGCCUCGGGGCCGCUGCCGUCAAUCGGCUACAGCUCCGCUGAAGCAGCGGCUGUAGCCCAGCUAUGGAUUCACGUGACCGAGCUCCGAGCGGUGCUACAGUCUGUGGAGCUCUGGGCAGACCGACCGGAAUUGUUGGCUGUACUCGGUGGAGUACAUUUCGCGGCGCAUCGAGCGGAGCUUUGGGCGGUGGCUGGGAGGGACAGGCUUUGGUUGUCACGACCGCUGAGCGACGGCCAAGUGCUGGUGGCGGCUCAAUCUGUACGGCACCUACCGGAGCUCUGGUCCGCGCUAUGCGAGGCCAUCCCCUGGCUGGCGGCGCACGCGGCGCUGCGGAUGAUGCAGCACCUGCGAUGCUCCGCCGCGACGGCGGCGGCAGCAGCGGCGGCGGCGGCGGCGACGUCGGGCCUAGGGUUGCGCCUGCCGCGGCAAAUAUAA
Messenger RNA from Volvox carteri f. nagariensis, 3633 nucleotides. RefSeq lists its product as uncharacterized. Bases 1 to 3633 code for a protein of 1210 amino acids. The record is from RefSeq and is a predicted model, not a curated record. Gene Ontology annotation, molecular function: nucleic acid binding. The transcript is spliced from 11 exons. NCBI's taxonomy places the organism in Eukaryota, Viridiplantae, Chlorophyta, Chlorophyceae, Chlamydomonadales, Volvocaceae.